AUGGCAGAUUCAAAAGUAAAUAGAAGAAGCGUUUUUAUACAAAGAUUGAAAGAAAUCUACGAUUUAGCUACUGCUGCUACACAGAACCCAGCUAAAAUUAAUGAUUUUAAAAUACGAUAUUCGGCGUUAGAAUCAACAUAUAAUGAGUUUGAUAGGUUGCAUUUGGACAUAAUUUCUGAUAAAAGAGUAACGGAUGUAAUGCUUGAGCAGCAGGAGCUAAUUCGAGCGGAAGUUGAUGAUCAAUACUUUUCAAUUAUAAGCAUUUAUAGUGAACUUUGUAUAAAAUCUGAAAUAUCCAUGAUGGUACCACCUUCGCCACCAGGCCAGAGCCAUAAUUUGCCGCCUUACCUAAAUUUUAAUCUUCCCCGUUUAGAUAUACCUGUUUUCUCAGGCAAUUUAAAACAGUGGCCGACAUUUUUUGAUUUAUACAGGAGUUCGGUGCAUAAUAUGAACUUUUCCGCUUCACAAAAAUUUCAAUUACUGCUUACUCUCGUAACCGGAGAACCGCUCAGUUUAUUGAGAAAUAUUCCUAUAACUGAUGACAAUUACGCAGUAGCCUACGAUACUUUAAUAAAAAGAUACGACAAUAAACGGCUUUUAUCGACUCAUUACUUCAAUGAAAUAAUGAACAUUUCCAAAAUUUCAAAUCCAUCGAAUCAAGCACUGCGUAAUGUUGUUGAUAAGUUUUGUGAAAAUGUGGAGGCAUUAAAAUUAUUGAACUUUCCUACUGCGGAAUGGGAUUUUUUGCUUUUUAAUUUACUCUUAAUGAAAAUCGAUUCUGAUACCUUACAGCGAUUUGAAAUGGAGCACGCAAAAUUUGAUAUACCCACUUUUGCGCAGUUGAAAUUAUUUCUGAAUAACAGGUGUAAGGUUUUAGAUACGUUGACCUAUACUCAGGAAGAAAAUAAAUCAAAAAAUGCCGGAACCAUUUAUAAUAGUAAGUCUUUUGCCAGUAACCGUCAACAUAAGUCAGGUUCUAGGAAUAAUGGUGAUCACUCCAAAGCAUUUUUUACUAAUACUCCUUCUAAUAACGGUCCUACAUUGAAUUGUGGUAUCUGUAGGACCCAGCAUUCCAUUAUAAACUGCUCCGUCUUUUUAAGUAAGACUCCUCAUGAGCGCUAUUUACUAGUUAAACGCAACCGUUUGUGUGUGAAUUGUUUGAGUUCGUUUCACAAAUUUUCGAAAUGCAGUUCUAAUAAGACCUGUUCUUCUUGUACGAAACGCCAUCAUUCUUUACUACAUUUCGAGUCGGCACAUGGUAAUGAACGUAGUCCACCUAAUGACGAUGUUUUGCCCAGUGCUAAUGACUCUUCCGUAGAUCAACCACAUUGUGGCACCACUUCCAUAAAUUCUAAUAGUGCAUUUACGCUCCUUGCGACUGCAAAAGUGGAUUUUCUGGACAGCCAAGGUUAUUCCCACACAGUUAGAGUACUACUGGACAGUGGAAGCCAAGGCAAUUUUAUAUCCGAAAGAUGCUUUAAGAAAUUAGGACUUUCCCGCUCUCGUUUGAACAUUCCAAUUAAUGGGUUAGGUAAUAUGACAUCUGUAUCGUCGAAUGGUGUUACUUGUUGUACGGUCCGCCCGGUGGGUAAGAACACACCUUCUUUUCCCAUAGAAUGUAUCGUUUUACCGCAGAUUUGCUCCUACAUGCCUUCUGUAUCUUUCAGUCGCGAGAACUGGUCACAUUUGGAGAAUUUAGUCGUUUCUGAUGACACCUACAAUACUCCUGGACCUAUAGAUGCUCUCAUCGGGUGCGAGUUAUUCCCUUUAAUUUUGUUGCCUGAGAAGGUGUGCGGUAAAGAGUUGGAACCUGUCGCAUUCAAUACAUUAUUUGGCUGGGUAGUGAUGGGUAAAAUUGAUCGUAUAAAAAGCAAGUCCUCAUAUUCCUGUUGCACACUAUUGGAAGAAAACCGGGAUAUUAAUAAAACUCUUCAAAUGUUUUGGGAAAUGGAGGAAGUUCCAAGUAGCAAGUCUUCAUUAACCCUUGACGAUCCCGCUGAAAUUUCUUUUAACGAGACUCAUUCUCGAAAUCCUGAAGGACGUUUUAUCGUUACUCUACCGUUUUCCAGUGGUGAGCCAUUAUUUUCUGACUCACGCUCCAUAGCCCUAAAAAGGUUUUAUAGCUUAGAGCGCCGUCUUCUUAAGGAUCCUCCAUUAUUUGAGAUAUAUUCCAAAUUUAUGAAGGAAUACUUAGAGCUGGAUCAUAUGGAACCCGUGUCUGCUCCUGUCUCUGACGUUGCCCAGCGCCACUUCUACAUCCCUCACCAUGGGGUUACUAAUUCGAAUAGUACGACUACUGCAUUGCGCGUAGUCUUUGACGCAUCUUGCAGUCCGCGGGAUCGAUCGUUGAAUGACACUUUGUUGAUUGGUCCCAAACUACAAAAUGAAAUUGUAAGUAUUCUGUUAAGUUUUCGAAGGUUUCCUGUAGCAUUUACUGCCGAUAUCAAAAUGAUGUAUCGACAAAUACUUGUUAAUGACAGCCACCAAGACUACCAACGUAUUUUAUGGAGAUUCUCCCCUCGAGAACCUGUUCAAGAUUUUCGCCUAAAAACCGUAACCUACGGAUUAAAUUCAGCUCCUUUCCUUACUCUGAGAUAUCUUUUACAAUUAGCCACCGAGGGUAGAGAUAGAUUUCCUAGGGCCGCAGCAAUUUUAGCGUCCCAAGUGUAUGUUGAUGAUAUAUGUGUAUCUUGUAAAUCUUUAGAGGAUGCUGUGGAUAUCAAACAUCAACUUAUUGCUCUAUUGGAUGAGGGUUGUUUUUUCCUUAGAAAAUGGUCUAGCAAUUGUGUUGACUUCUUAGCUACUAUACCUUCAGAUAUUCUACAGAAACCUCUCGCACUUGACACUAAAUCCGAUCCUUACUUGAAGGUUUUGGGUCUCAGAUGGUCUCCAGAGAAGGAUAUCUUCUCAUACGACAUACAAUUUCUCAACUCGACAUGUACUAAGAGAUCUAUACUUUCUGAAAUCUCCAGAAUUUUUGAUCCAAUUGGAUUACUUUGUCCCAUAACUCUAUUAGUUAAGCAGCUAAUGCAAUCUUUAUGGGCGAGAGGUAUCGACUGGGACAGUGAAGUGCCCGCAGAUAUUGCCCAAAGGUGGACCGACUACAAAAAUGAAUUGCCAAGUCUGUCAGCAUUAGAAAUACCCCGUUAUUGUUUUAUUUCAAAGUAUGUUAGUUUAGAAUUCCAUGCUUUUGGGGAUGCUUCAGAGCUAGGUUAUGGAAGUUGUAUCUAUUCUCGCCUCGUGUCUCCAGAUGGCCAAAUUUCUACUUAUCUCCUCUAUGCUAAGAGUAAAGUAUCUCCAUUGAAGAGAUUGAGUCUUCCUAAAUUGGAAUUAAGUGCUGCAUUAAUGGCUUCCAAAUUGCUUAAAUAUGCCUUAAAUGUUUACAACAUUCCCGACGUACAAAAUAUUUAUGCUUGGUCUGACUCGACUAUAGUCCUAGGUUGGAUAAGGUCACCGCCCUGUCGUUGGCGCACUUUCGUCUCAAACAGGGUGAGUCAGAUUCAAGACAAUGUAGCACCUGAACGUUGGUUUCACAUCAAAUCAGAAGACAAUCCAGCUGACCUUGCGAGUCGCCCUGUCCUUCCGUCUGAUUUAGUUGACUGUCCCUUAUGGUGGGCGGGACCAGCUUGGUUGUCGCGUCCCUCCGAAGAGUGGCCCAAACACGAACUUGGUGAAUUGGACGAACCACUACCAGAAGAAAGAGCGACCAUUCUCACGAAAAUACUUCGCCUUAUUACUUAUUGGCGUCGUUUUCUUGGCAUUCAUUUUAAAGUGGUUUCAGUGGUUAAAAAGCGUCCUUUCACGGAGUACGAGUUAUUUCAGAGUCUUCUCCGCAUUGUGAAGCAAGUACAAGCAGAAGCCUUUUAUGAAGACAUUUCCAAUCUUUCGAACAAGAGUGUUUGUUCCAAGCCGUUAAGAAAGCUUGCUCCUUUCAUCGAUGAACAAGGACUUCUCAGGGUAGGCGGACGCCUUACUCACUCUCAACUUGAUUACGAUCAGAAGCAUCCCGUUUUGCUUCCCAACAAACAUAGGUUGACUGAUCUUAUAAUAGAGGAUUUUCAUAAAAGAUACCUUCACUGUGGACAGCAGGCCUUGCGCUAUUUUAUAUCUCAACGGUUUUGGAUUUUGGGUGCUAAAGGAGCUAUAAAACGUAUUGUCCAUAAGUGUUUCCGCUGCUUUCGAACACAUCCUCAGGUAAUAGAACCAAAAAUGGGCGAUUUGCCUAGUUUCCGCAUUACCCAAGCCAAGCCCUUUCAAUGUACUUCUUUGGAUUUCGGUGGCCCUUUUCAGAUACUGAUGUCAAGACAUAGAGGUUGCCGUACUCAAAAGGCUUAUCUAUCUCUCUUUGUGUGUUGUUCUACAAAGUGCCUGCAUUUGGAACUGGUAUCAGACCUAUCCACUUCUGCCUUUCUUGCGUCAUUGCGUCGCUUCAUCAGUCGACGUGGUAGAUGCUCCAAACUGCACAGUGAUAACGGUACCAACUACGUUGGUGCAGCUCGAUACUUAGCAGAUUGCAUGGCUAAAGCAGCCGCUGAGGAAUUAAUCGAGUGGCAAUUUUUCCCUCCUUCAGCGCCUCACUUUGGUGGGUUACACGAAGCUGGCAUUAAAAGCGUCAAAACCCACAUUACUAAAAUCAUAGGGGAACAAUUACUUACCUAUGAAGAAUUUUACACAGUUCUCACUCAAGUUGAGGCCGUACUCAACUCUAGACCACUUUGCGCUAUGAGUAGUGAUCCCAACGAUCUAUCCAGUUUAACACCAGGUCAUUUUCUCUCCUUAGCUCCUUUAUCAGCUAUUCCCGAUCACGACCUCACUUGUGUUCCUAUGAAUAGACUUGAUAGGUGGCAGUUACUGACCAAAAUGCGUCAAUCAUUUUGGAAAAGAUGGCAUAUGGAAUAUCUUCAUUCUUUACAACAGAGAGCUAAAUGGGAUAAAGAUACCACUCUUAUCACGCCGGGUACUCUAGUUGUACUGAAGGAGGAUAAUUUACCUCCCCUCCAGUGGAGACUGGGACGGAUUGAUUCCAUUCACCCUGGUGCUGACGGUGUUCCACGAGUAGUCACUGUCAGAACCCAAAACGGUUUAAUCAAACGACCGGUUAUUAAGGUAUGUCCUCUGCCGGCCAAUUAA
Cylas formicarius (sweet potato weevil) is the source of this 5130-nucleotide messenger RNA. RefSeq lists its product as uncharacterized. The record is from RefSeq and is a predicted model, not a curated record. NCBI's taxonomy places the organism in Eukaryota, Metazoa, Arthropoda, Insecta, Coleoptera, Brentidae. The coding region runs from base 1 to 5130 and encodes 1709 amino acids. Gene Ontology annotation, molecular function: nucleic acid binding. The transcript is spliced from 2 exons. Gene Ontology annotation, biological process: DNA integration.